Messenger RNA from Striga asiatica, 888 nucleotides. The record is from the annotation of a GenBank genome assembly. NCBI's taxonomy places the organism in Eukaryota, Viridiplantae, Streptophyta, Magnoliopsida, Lamiales, Orobanchaceae.
AUGUGGGAUGAUAUCCUUGGGUUGCUUCAAAAUCGAAAUGUCGCUUUCACAGUCUAUUUAGGAGCUUAUGAUAAUGAAGAGGACGCGGCUCGUACUUACGACUUGGCUGCUUUAAAAUACUGGGGCCCAGCUACCAUCCUCAAUUUUCCUGCCGAGUCUUAUGCCAGAGAGAUUGAGGACAUGCAGAGAGUGUCUAAUGAGGAGUAUUUAGCUACGCUGCGCCGCCGUAGUAGUGGAUUUUCCAGAGGGGUCUCAAAGUAUCGUGGUGUGGCAAGGCACCAUCAUAAUGGUCGAUGGGAAGCUCGGAUUGGACGUGUUUCUGGAAAUAAAUAUCUCUACCUGGGAACAUACAGCACCCAAGAGGAAGCGGCCAAGGCGUACGACCUGGCGGCCAUCCAGCAACGCGGCCCCAACGCCGUCACGAACUUCGACAUCAGCGUUUAUGCCGACGAGCUCAAGAAAAUCCAAUCGGGCGGAAUCGGACUCAGAAUCCUCGUCACCCGACCGGAAGAAAACCCGACCGAAAACGAGAAAAAGUCGACAGACGAGCAGCCUCCGCCACACGAGCCGCCGAUGGAUGAUGUGGCACCCCUUGUGGUGGGCCCACCGCACGAGCACCCUUGGGAUAUAUACUUGGACACGGAUUUCGAGAUGCCACAGCUGCCCGAGAUUCCCUUCGACCCAACUUCCGAGGAUCCAGGCUGGCUCGACUGCACGGAUUUCGAGGACGAUAUCGAGCGUAUCUUUGACGGGCUCUCGUUUGACGACGGGUUUUUGCUGCAGGAUGAAGGGGUUGUUGAUGAGGGUAAUUUGAAGAGGAGGGAUUUGUCGGAUUCGCUUUCGGGCUCGUCUUUGUCGACUAUGGCAUCGGCUAGCAGCGAAAUUUGA